CCGGGCGCCCGACCGGAGGUGGGGGGGGCUCCUCCAGCCGCCGCCGCCCCCGGCCCGCUCUGGGCCUCGCCGGGACGCCCCCUGGAGCGCACCCGCCGGCGCACGCAGGCCCCCUCCCGUUCCCCCGCGCCUGCUGGAGCCCCCCGGGCGCCCGGAGGGUCCGGAUGCCCGCGCUGCGGACGAUGCUGGCGCGCGGGCCCGCGCCGGGCCAGGACGCAGCGCGGCCGCCUGUGCUCCCGGCUCGCCGGCUCCGCGCUCGCUCCGCCGGGGCCGCCGCCAACGCCGCGCCCGCCGCCGCCGCCUGCGCCCGCCGCUCCCUCUCCGGCCGCCGCCGCCGCCGCUCCGCUCCUCUCGCCUGCCCGGCUCUUCUCGCCUUUUUUCCCCUUCCUGGCGGGGGGGGGGGGGGGGCGAGCCAAGCCGAGCCGGGGGCGGGGCGGCGCGGGGAGGAGGAGGAGGAGGCCGAGGACGAGGAAAAGGAGGAGGAGAGAGGCGAGAGCUGCUUCCCCCCACCCGGCUGCCGGCGCUCCCCAAUCUCUCGCUCUCUGAAACUGGAUCCCGAAUCGGGAGCCAGAGACUGCAUUACGGAUUACAUCAGGCUUUAUAGAGCUUCCAGAUCACACAUUAGAGGGGGAGCGCUAGCGGGGGGCGGGGGCGUGGGGGGAGGGGAGCGAGAUAAGGGGGGGCGGAUAAAAUGCACACACGCGCGCACACCUAGGAGAGCCCGGUGCCUGCCCCGCUCAGCAGAGAAGCCAAGAGUUGGGUUCCUGCUCUCGGCCUUCUCCAGGAGCAGGGGAGUGGCCCCACUGGCUGGCUGGAUGAUGGAUGGUGGACGGCAGGACGGACACACAGAUGAAUGGAGGGAAGGAAGUGAGGGGUUGUGCCUAGGCAAUGCAGGACCGCUGGACAGGUACCCAGAGGGAGCCUUCCCAGAAGGAAGGACCUUGGAGAAGUGACUGCGGGAUCCUUCUCCACCAAGAUGCUUCUGCCUCAACCCUUUUCUCCUAGCCCUCAACGUGUGGUCCACUCUGAGCGCAAGUCCCCCUGUGUGGAUGUCCAGCACUCUGCACACUGAAGCAUCUCUCAGCAGGUCACGCUGCUGCUGCUACCCAGGCCCACCGUCGGCCUGGCUGCUUCUGUCAGCCCAUCAGCCAGUCUCCACUGGGUACCACCAUUGCCACCACCAACACAAAUUCACAAGGACCGCCACCACCCCUACCUGAAUGUCAGCACCCACCCCACCCUGUCCUCCCAUGGCCCUCAACGGCAGUCACCACCGUCACAACACAGGUCACCAGGAGACCAGGGAACUCAAGCCCACCGAGCCCCUGGGCAUGGCGCACAGCUCGCCGGACUCUGUUGUGUCCAUAUCAGUCCCCUCCUCAAGGCUGAUCUGUGGCCAAGGCUCCUAGGGGUGUCCACAGGGACUGGCCAGAAGUUGCCCAGAGACACAGGCCACAGGGCAGCCAGGAAAGGGCAGGGGCAGUCCGCUUCCCGGUCCAACCUCUCGGGCAGUGUCACACCUCCUUCCUCCUGGGGAAAAGGCCUUCUUCUCCAAGGCUUUGACAGGAUUGUUGACAAAAGGGCAGGGUGCCCGGGCUGCCUCUGAGGAUCCCCUGCCGAGUGGCACCCCCUCCUCCCAGUCCUGGCGGCGAUGCCCUGCCGUCUCCUCACUGCACCAGCAGUCAUGGCCACCAGGGGGCGGCUGAUGUCAGGCCAGGAGGCCAGCAGCUCUGAGUCAGGACUCAGCCUUCCUCCUUGGAGCCCAGAGGGUGGCAGCGAUCCCGGUGCCUCCGCUGGGGAAUCCAGCCCCAGGUUCUCAGGGCUGGGGCCUUCUCCAAUGCGGCCAUCCAGGGUGAGGCGGUCUCCCGUCUGGGCCCAGCUUUCUGCAGGGCCUUUCCUCUCCCAGCACGGGGCCUUCUCUGCUUCCCUCCCCAACUCGCCCCUUUUAGAAAAUCGCCCUCUCAGCCCGGCUCCUGAUCCAGGACUCAGAGGGUUCCACCUCCCACCCCCGGCCCAGCCCUCAGCCCCUCCCCAGGGAGGGAGAAGGUCAGGUGUAAGGAGUUCUGCCCACCGAGACCAGCUCCCAGCAGGGCGCCCUGAAGCAGUCCCGCUCACCCCACCUCAGCCCCGUCUCCCUGUUGGCACGUGUGUGUCUGAAUGGCUUUGAAGGUAUCUUCCAGCCUAGACACUCCGGGAUUCUAGAACCUAAACCGGCAACUGGCUUUCAGGAGGCUUGCCUCAGUGUGCACCCUGAACUCCCUUCCCCUCACCUGCUCACCCCCUUCCCUGCCCGCCACUGCACGUCUCACACCCAGAUCGGCUUCCUUUCAGGGUCCUGUCCACAGCCUGAAGAACCCAGGGUGGGCCCAGCACUGGGAGGCUGGAAUUGACGGUCCCUGCUGGGGACCACACCCAGCUGGACGCUGGGCCCUAGAACCUCCUCGCGCAGCCCAGAGGGAUUGUAACCCAUGGCAUCUUCUCAGUGUUCUCCAUAGCCACAAAAUGAUCCCUGGCCACAGCCACUCAGCUGUGACCCUGCCCCCAACAUUGGAAUCAAUGACCACUGACCUUGGUCACACGCUGAACCCUGAUCCUGGUCGUACACUGAGCUCGGUCACACGCUGAACCCUGAUCCUGGUCACCCACUGACCUUGGUCACAUGCUGAACCCUGAUCCCGGUCACCCACUGAGCUUGGUCACACGCUGAACCCUGAUCCCGGUCACCCACUGAGCUUGGUCACACACUGAGCCCUGAUCCUGGUCACACACUGAGCUUGGUCACACGCUGAACCCUGAUCCUGGUCACACACUGAGCUCGGUCACACGCUGAACCCUGAUCCUGGUCACACACUGAGCUCGGUCACACGCUGAACCCUGAUCCUGGUCACACACUGAGCUCGGUCACAUACUGAGCCCUGAUCCUGGUCACACACUGAGCUUGGUCACACGCUGAACCCUGAUCCUGGUCGUACACUGAGCUUGGUCACACGCUGAACCCUGAUCCUGGUCACACACUGAGCUCGGUCACAUACUGAGCCCUGAUCCUGGUCACACACUGAGCUUAGUCACAUGCUGAGCCCUGAUCCUGGUCACACACUGAGCUUAGUCACAUGCUGAGCCCUGAUCCUGGUCAUACACUGAGCUUAGUCACAUGCUGAGCCCUGAUCCUGGUCACACACUGAGCUUGGUGACAUGCUGAACCCUGAUCCUGGUCCUACAUUGAGCUUGGUCACACACUGAACCUUGAUCCUGGUCGUACACUGAGCUUAGUCACAUGCUGAGCCCUGAUCCUGGUCACACUGAGCUUGGUGACAUGCUGAACCCUGAUCCUGGUCGUACUCUGAGCUUGGUCGCAUGCUGAACCCUGAUCCUGGUCGUACACUGAGCUUGGUUGCAUGCUGAGCCCUGAUCCUGGUCACACACUGAGCUCUGGCCACACACGAGCUUCCAUCCUGGUACAGACUGAGCCCUGAUCCCAUGACCGCUUUUCACAUCCAGAGCUUUGGUCCCAAGGCUAAGUGUAGACUAAGGCGUCCCUGAUUGGUGGGAAACAGAAAGGGGGGUAUGAGGCCUCAGAGUGGGGCAGCAGGAAGUGUGCCUCAAAGUCCUGUAUUUCCAGCCAUUUUCACAUAGGACUGUCCCAUCCUCAGGGAGGGGGGUGUUUGUUUGAGGCCACAGGGGAGCCAGGGCAGUCUACAACCCAGCUCUGUGACUCCCGUUUCGUGGUCCCCCAGAGCCGUCUGCAGGGCCCCCCAGGGCAGAAUGAGGGCACUUUGUAUCAGCCAGUGCUUCCUAGGGCUGAGGUCGCAUGGGGGCGCAGGAGGAAGGGGACCCCUGGUCCUCUCGAGGUACUCAAUGGACUUUGCCAGCCAGAGGCUGAAGGGCCUCUGUGUGGGGGUGACCAGAAUGGCGAGGACUUAGUGGAUUCACAUGCAGAGGAGAUAACUGUGGAUGCAGCAAGUCUAGGCUAGCCUCCCAGUCAGGACCCUUGGAGCCCCUGCCUACUGCCAUACAGGACCCUGAGGCCUUGCCCUUGCCCAGCCUGUCCUGGUGCAUCCUGGCCCCCCUCCCACCCCCAGCUCAGCCUGAAGGUGCCCCAAACUGUGCAGAUGUUGAGGAAGGAUGGGAAAAGAAGAGAGACUGUCGGAGAGCAAGUGAUAGUGAGGGCAGAGGCUCCUGUUAACAAGGUUCUAACAGUGUGGUGCACCCGGCCUCCUUUUCCAGGAAGCCUCCCCUGGUCUUCUGGUUGGCAGGCAUGGCCCCUUCCUGUGUCCCAGGCACAUUGCAGGUCCUCUGUCUCAGCACACCCAUCAGCCAGCAAAGGCAAACAUGGCCAGGACCCUCCCUGGUUCCUCUGCCCAGAGGCCCCAUCUGCUGCCUGGAUUCAGAGGAGGAAAGCAGCCAGUCCCUCCACCCAGGGCUCUGCAUCCCAAGAUGGGGGACAGAGACAAGGCACAACCUGGCUCCCAGGCAGAUGCACAGCCAGCUUCAAUUCUGUGACAUUCUGCAGUCCCUCUGUGGCUCUCAGCCUGCACCCAGGCCAGGCAGCGUGGGGACCCAUGGAGGUGACUCCGGCGUGCUCUGCUCUCCAGCCAUCCCAGUUCAGGGCCUGAGUCAUGGGGAGGAGUUGCGAGGAGGUGGCCUCCUGGCUGCCACCAACCCAGGUUUCCAGGAAGACAGAGAGGACCCAGGGAGGCUGCCUUUCCCUUCCCCCAUCCCCCAUCCCCCUCCUCUCUUCCUCCCUGGCCUCCCCUCGCCUCUGUCCUGGACAGCCCACCCCUGGACUGGGGCCAGCAAAGGUCAGAGAAGGCCCAACCCUUAGGCCCAGGCAUCCGAGUCCAGAGCCAAUCUCUGGAUGCCUCUGUCCAUGGAACUGCCUGUGAUGGUGGCAGCGUUCUGUGUCUGUGCCGUCCAGCAUGGCCACCACUGGCCUUAGUGGCUACCAAGGGCAUGAAGUGUGGCUUGUGGCCUGGGGAACUGAAUUUUUAAUUUGACUGACUGUAAUCCAUUUCCAGUUAGAUAGCUACAUGUGGCUGGUGGCUACUGUAUUGGAGAGUGGUCAUCCCCGCCGGGCCCGCCUCCACCCAGGUCCUGAGGCUUCCUCCAAGGUGGGGUUCCCAGGCAGGGGGUGUGUGACACUCGUCACUGGCUGGACUCCAGCAAGUGCGCCUCCUGUGGCUCCAGGUCGUGCCACCCAGCACCUCUCCCCACACCAGGGACCCUGGGGGCACCUUGGGAGGAAUGGCUGGGUGCUGGCCCCUCCCUGCUCCAGCUGUGAACUUCAGACCAGUGGCUCACUCCGCCUGCACCUUCUCUGUUUUGCCUGUAAAGAGGAGGCAGCAACAGGACCUACCUAGGCAGUCUGUCUCAUGAUUAAACGAGCAUCUGUUGU
Messenger RNA from Gorilla gorilla gorilla (western lowland gorilla), 5392 nucleotides. RefSeq lists its product as uncharacterized. The record is from RefSeq and is a predicted model, not a curated record. NCBI's taxonomy places the organism in Eukaryota, Metazoa, Chordata, Mammalia, Primates, Hominidae. The coding region runs from base 165 to 953 and encodes 262 amino acids. The transcript is spliced from 2 exons.